This is a messenger RNA of Rosa chinensis, 2538 nucleotides long. RefSeq names its product zinc finger BED domain-containing protein RICESLEEPER 2-like. Gene Ontology annotation, molecular function: protein dimerization activity; DNA binding. The transcript is spliced from 5 exons. The record is from RefSeq and is a predicted model, not a curated record. The coding region runs from base 1 to 2538 and encodes 845 amino acids. Lineage: Eukaryota; Viridiplantae; Streptophyta; Magnoliopsida; Rosales; Rosaceae.
AUGGAGGACAAUGAGUUUAGAAGAAGUAAGAAGAGAGGUGAAGUAGGCAAAGAAGGAGUAGACCGAGCAGUGUUACCCCUCCCUCAGUCCAGCUUGGCUGUUUCGAGCAGUGGGACCUCUCCCUCAAUCGAAGAUGCCACUCAAUCAGCAGCAGGGGCAGCAACUCCAGAUUCGUGUGAAAAGGUACAUGACAAUCCUCGAGCUGAUAGGAAACGUAGUUGGGUUUGGGAGCACUUUGAGGAAUACACUGAUACGAAAGUGAUUAAAGUUAAGGGUAAAGAAGAUAUUAUACAAGAGUUUAGGAGGGCUAAGUGUAUAUAUUGUCCUAAGGGUGCUGUAGGAGACUAUGCUUGUGAUUCUUACAAAAAUGGGACUCAGGGUAUGAUUAGGCACAUAAACAACUCAUGCAAGUAUUAUCCAGGAAGGAGGGUUGUCGAUAAGAAUCAGAAACUGCUUGUUGGUGAUAAAAGUAAGGGUAAUUCAUUGAAGGCUGUAGCUUAUAAUCCUGACGAAGUGAUGCAAGCUUGUGUUGAAAUGGUUGUAGUUGAUGAGCUUCCUUUUAGCUUUGUUGAGAAGCAAGGGUUUAGGAAGUUUUGUUAUGUUAUGCAGCCUUUGUUUAGGGUCCCCUGUAGGAAAACUUUGGUGAAAGACUUUCUGAAGUUGUAUGAUAGGACAAAGAAGAAAUUGAAAUCUGAUUUGGCACAUUAUAGAGUUUGCCUAACUACUGACACUUGGACAAGUGUUCAGAAUUUCAAUUACAUGGUGCUAACAGCACACUUUAUAGAUGAUGAGUGGGUUAUGCAUAAGAGGAUUAUCAAUUUCUGCACUAUCCAUAACCAUAGUGGAAAUUCGAUAGGGAUGUUGAUUGAGUCUUGUUUGAUUCAGUGGGGAAUAACCAAGGUUUUAACCAUUACAGUAGAUAAUGCGGCUGCUAAUAAGUGUGCUCUUGAGUUUGUUAGGUCCAAACUUAACAAAAGGGAAAACUCGGAAUCAAUCUUAGGGGGAAAGUUCAUGCAUGUUAGGUGUACUGCUCAUAUUUGUAACUUGAUUGUUGGAAGUGGGUUGAAAAGGUUGAAUAGGGCAGUGCUAGCCAUUAGAAAUGCUGUAAAGUUUGUUAGGUCUUCGGCAUCUAGGCUGGAUAGUUUUAAGGCAUGUGUAGCAAAGGAACAAGUCCCUUGCAAAGGCUUGGUGGUUAUGGAUGUUCCCACAAGGUGGAAUUCAACAUUCUUAAUGUUGGAAGCUGCCUUGAAGUUCAAAAAAGCCUUUGGAAGGAUGCUAGAGGAUGCUGACAGUGGCUUUGCUGCAUAUUUCAAGGAGCCUGAGGAAGAGUAUGAUGAGGAAGGGAAUGUGGUUCCAGUCAAAGGCAAUAGAAAUAGAGUUGGGCCACCGACAGAUGAAGAAUGGGAUAAGGCAGAGGUGUUUGUUCAGUUUCUGCGGGUUUUUUAUGAAGUUACUUUGAGGGUCAGUGCAAGUAAUCAUCCUACAAUUCAUACUACUUUCCAUGAUGUGUUGUCCAUGGAAACUGAGAUCAACAAGCUGUUUAUUGCUCGUGAAUUGCAAACAGGGAGUGAAACUGAGAAAGUGUUGAUUGAUAUGGCAGGACACAUGAGUUCUAAAUUUCUCAAGUAUUAUGGCUGCUUCAAGGAUCUAAAUCCUUUGGUGUUUAUGGGGCUUGUUCUUGAUCCCAGAUUCAAGCUACUUAAUAUCACCCAUUUGUUGAAAAAAGAAGGGUAUGAUAAUGACAUUGUGGAAGCAAAAGCCAAGGAGUUAAGGGAUGUGUUGAUGUCAUUGUAUGAAGCUUAUGCACCAAAGGAUGCCCCUGUAAAGAAAAAGGAGGUUUUAACCUCAAGUUCACAAAGUACAGUAACAAGCAGUGACAGCAGAGGAAGAGCAUCAAUCUUGAGUGAUUGGAGAAAAGUUGUUUCAGAACUUGAUGAGCAAGUGGUUGCACAUGAAGUGGACAAGUAUCUGUUGGACCCUCUUGAGUACACAAAUUUAGGAGAAUCAGAUUUCCCUAUUUUGUUAUGGUGGAAGUUGAAUGGAGCUAAGUACCCUGUUCUUGCAGCAAUAGCCAAAGAUGUAAUGGCUGUUCAAGUGUCCACAGUUGCAUCUGAGGCUGCUUUUAGCACUGGAGGGAGAGUAAUCGACAACUUUAGGAGUUCAUUAACUCCUAAAUCUGUGGAAGCUUUGAUAUGUUUGCAAAGUUGGUUGAGAGGGAAUGAUAUUAGCUGCAUAGAGGAUGCUCCAGGCAUCAAGGAAACAGAAUUCUAUGAGAAAUGUGAGAAAGAUCAUAUAAACUCAGCAUCUUCAAGUGUUAACUCAUGUCCUCCUCCAAAACCAAAGGGAAAGGAUACAAGUGAUGAAGUUGUGGAGGUGAUUGAAGAUGAAUCUGAAAAUUCUGGUUCUGAAGACUCAGAAACAACCUUUGUGCAAUACUUCUAUGAGUUUAUUUGGGUUGUAAACUUUCUUAAGGGAUCACUGGAUCAGUUUGUCAUGCCUAAUGCGUUGAUUCACUUGAUUGCUUACUGUCUUACUUAG